This is a messenger RNA of Bombina bombina (fire-bellied toad), 2922 nucleotides long. RefSeq names its product LIM domain containing 2 (gene LIMD2). Gene Ontology annotation, cellular component: actin cytoskeleton; plasma membrane. Gene Ontology annotation, biological process: actin filament bundle assembly. Gene Ontology annotation, molecular function: actin filament binding. Bases 521 to 910 code for a protein of 129 amino acids. Lineage: Eukaryota; Metazoa; Chordata; Amphibia; Anura; Bombinatoridae. The transcript is spliced from 6 exons. The record is from RefSeq and is a predicted model, not a curated record.
ACCAUGGAUGGAGGGAGAGAUAAUGAGGGGGGAGGGGGAGUUUGUGUAUGAAACACAAAGGACCGAGGUUUUUGAGAAAGAGACAGAGAGACAAGAAAGACAGAGAGACAAGAAAGACAGGCGGACAUAAGGAACAGGCAGACCGCACAGCCAAACGGAAAGAGGAACGACGGUAAAAAACGAAGCACUGCUAGAGAGAGAGACACACACAUCUGGGAGAAAGGAAGAGACACAUCUGGAUGACAGCGAGGCCAGGAAUGAGAGAGUCAUCAAAGUCUCUACAACAAAAGAAGGUGUUCAAACAACUGACAGUUAAAAGCAAAAGCAAUUAUUCGUCAAAACUUCCUCUAGGCAUACUACUAGCCAAUCAGAGGUCUAGAUGCCCGUAAUUCAUGAAAGUGGGCAGUGGAAAGCACCCAAGGCAGAUGUGCCUUCUGUGUUUAAAGACAGCGUCAAAGGGCCAUUUUGACAGAUGAAUAGUUGCUUAUCCUGAGGAAUCUACGUGCAUACAUCAAGAAACAUGUUCCAGGCUAAAAUGACUUCCAACCAGGCUGCAGGCCAUGAUUCUGCAUGCAGUCCUGCAAGUAACAUAGUGCAGAGGUCAAAGUCAUUCAGCAUGAAGACUCCACUAAGAGAAGUGUGCGCCUCUUGUCAGAAGACGGUGUACCCUAUGGAGAGGUUGGUUGCAGACAAACAAAUCUUCCACAGUAGCUGCUUCUGCUGUAAGCACUGCAGUGCCAAGCUGAGCCUGGGUACAUAUGCCGCUCUCCAUGGGGAAUUUUACUGCAAACCUCAUUUCCAACAACUUUUCAAGAGCAAAGGGAAUUAUGAUGAAGGUUUUGGCCGCCGCCCUCACAAAGACCUGUGGACCCACAAGGAGGCAGAUACUCCUGAGAACAAAGCUCCUUGAAGCAUCCAGUACCCAUAAUGAGCUGUGGGUCCAUCACCAAUAAUGCACUGAAGCAGUCCUUUUAUAUGUAUAUAAUGCACAUGGGGGUUAAUCUUUAUAUCCAUAAUGCACCUGGGGUUGCCCCCUCAUCCAUAUUACAUUUUUAUAAAUAAUACAAAGACGGAGGGAUCUACUAUAACACAACUUGGGUUUGUCCUCUCUGCUAUAAAGAUAAUGUAAGGCAUACAUGCUGUUGAGCAGGUCCCAUAAUACUUAUGGGAUAUAAUUUUCAUUUAUUAAAUUUGUAUGUACUCACUUCAUUGUGGGUCCCAUUAUCACACAACACAUAUCUUUUGAAGCUAUGCCAGGAGUUGUGAUGAAUUUAACUGUACUUACAGAUGCACAUGCAGCUUUCCAUAAUGUGAAAUAAAUACAACUUCUGACAUGGCUACAAUAUACAGUUCUACAUCUGAAUGUGUCAUUUUGUUUGCAAGUAAUAACAAUGUAUCAUUCUUAAAGAGGAGUGUAGAAGAUGUGUACCUUGUUAUCAAAAUGUCCCUGCUACAACCCUAUAAUAAUGAUUUCAGGUAUCCUCACUAACCUAAUGGUCCUACUAUACCUCUAAUGCAGAUGGUUCAUACAUCAUAUAAUAUUUCAUUUACAUUGAAUAAUUUAUGAUAGCAAAGGCGACAGUGAUCGGUUGCUUCUUGAGCACUGAAUUUCCUAAUCUGGGACCUCACCUGUCUUAAGCAUCAAACUUGAAUUUUCACACUAUAGAUACAAGUGUAAUAGUCCUUAAUUCUGUGCAGACAUGACCUUCUUCUUUGUAGGGUGUGUUGUGGUUAAAGAGAGCUAUGGGAAUAGGGGAGAGCAAUUUGUUGAUGAAAAUUAUAUCAUCUUAUAAAUUGAAUGUGGGUUACCCAGCUCCCCAUCUUUAAAUUGGUUUUUGGUUAGACUGUGUUAUCAACAAUAUUUGGAAUAUAAAGAGUUUAAGAAUAUAAAAAUGAUUUUGAAGGGUAGUAGAAAGGAUUGUGUAGUGGUAAAACAUGGAGAAUGAAUAAUUAGAAUAUAGGUAGACAAGAAGGGUAGCUUUGAACGGGCAUGUAGUAGGUAAACAGAGGUGAAAAACGGAGGGAUGGGUUCACGAGAGACUUUUUUGGAAGAAAAAAGAUCUUUGAGGGAGAAGGAUAUUCAGGGAUCAUCACAAAAAUUUUCAGUGUUUUAUAAAUAAGUAACAAUACAUGAGAGCUGAAUGUAAGAUGAACACCACUCGGACCCAUUUGGGUCUGUGCCUUUUUCAUGAUUAACUGUCCCACUUACUCAUUAAGGGCCCGAUGAUCUAAAGCUCUCCACUCAGGCGAAAUGAUCCUAAAAAUACUUGUCUGUAUGGCAAGGACCCUCAAAGAAUUUUAGUGACAAAUUUUACCUUGAGAGAUAUUUAUCUCACUAAGCAGGGUUCUGUAUGUGAAGAAGAGGCUCCUAUAUUACAAUAUAAGGGCAAAAAAAAAAUCCCAAAGAUUUUGUGUGGUUUCUCUCUACGGUGUUGAGUUUUUGAUCAUCAGGCUCUAAAACACAUUUAUACAGUGAGUAUAAAUUUCUGCCUCGCAACUUUAAACACAUAGCAAUGUAAAACGUAAUACAAAAAUAAUAUGUACAACAGCUGCCCUGGGCAGGGGAAUAGUCAGAGUAAAGGGUGAUAAACCAUUGUUUUGAGUUUAUCUGAGAGAACUACAACUAAACUUGCACUGUUGCCCCAACAAUAGAGUGGACUCAGGAUGUAUAUAAGAUCAGAUGCUUGUAUGACCCAGAGCACAUAUCGAUUCUAAUAUACACAUUAGUUGUGCCUAUCUCUGCCUUACCACAAUGCCCUCCUGGGUAUCAGGAUCUCCCAGGCUUUGUGCCUUAGGUUGUAUAUUCAGGGUGCCCCAAUGCAUUUCACCUUGUUCUGUACAAUUUAAGUGUAGGACUGCUAUGUAAGACAGGGAAACUUUUCUGUAAUACAGGGAAAUACAUAAAUAUAUCUGUUCUUUAAA